AACCACGCCUGCAUACGCCUGUCUUCCGAAGCAACAUGGAGGUAUUGGGAAUAGAAGCUAGCAUCAGGAGUGAUGAUAGAGAUGAAAAUACCGCCGUUAAAGUUCCCGAAAGGAUGUUACGGAGGGAUCAAGCGAGGCAGGAAGAGAUGGAGCGCCGGAGAAACGUCAAGGAGAGCCAGACCGUGACGGAGGAAAAGAGCGAUUUCUUCAUGUCCACAUUCUAUGCUGAGAAAGCAGCAGUGGAGGAGAUGAUCUCCAAUUGUGAACAUGUUGACCGUGAUAAAGCCUCAAAAGCACUGGAGGAGGCAACUGUCAAAGUUCAACAGCUCCAGAAAUUCCUGAAUGACAGCAUUAUGUUUCUGACGCAGUAUAAAAUAAGACAUGCUCAAGAAACCAUGCAGCAACUCCAGACCUCUCUGGCUGAGAGAAGAGAGCAGUUGUUGCCUAAAAAGAAAUUUGCCUUCAGAUCAAGGAACACAAGUAAGCAGCCUGCACCAAAUCAAGAACCAACAGUAAAGUCUGCAUCUGAAGUGGGUGGGACUGUAGUAGUCGAUGCUUCUGUUCCUGUAUAUCAGUGCGGAUUCUCUAAUGUUGACAAUCAAGUCUUGAUCAAGCUAGCAGAGGAGAUCCAGCAACAGGAUGUGCUGUUAUCUCACCUGACAAACUGUAAAGUGAGACUGUAUGGGUGUCCGAGCACCGUGCACAUUAAGAAUGUCCGUAGCUGUGAGAUCCUCUGCGGGCCAGUGUCCAGCUCUGUAUUUGUUGACCAGUGCACUGACAGCACAUUAGUUUUCCCCUGUCAGCAGUUGCGCACCCAUAACACCACAGCCACUCAGAUAUACCUCCAUGUCACCAGCAGAGCAAUUAUAGAGGACUGCCAAGGGGUCAGGUUUGCCCCAUUCACAUGGACUUAUCCUGGGAUUCAAGAUCAUUUCAAAGUAUCUGGACUUGAUCCGGACAGAAACAACUGGACACAGGUGGAUGAUUUCAAUUGGCUUGCUGCUGGCACACCAUCACCCAAUUGGACUGUCAUUCCUGAGACUGAGAGAAUGUCUGGUUGGGAUUCUGUUGGACCAGCCUCUUAACAGUCAUGAUCAUGAUGUGUUUACAUUACAAAAUAAAGCGCUGAUCUGUCUGGAGAAAAUAAUACUUCUUAAUGUAGUGAUGCUAUGCAUAAACAAAUGUUCUGUAAUUUCUCAUUUACAGAGUAACUAACAUAAUUUAAUGCUUUGUAAGGAAAAAAGUAACAUAUUUAAAUGAACUUAUUUCAAGUUUGUGCUUAACUGCGGUUCACUCACCAAGUAUAUGCAUGUAACCAAAAUAAAAAAAUAAAUAGAAUCAUUGUUAAAUGCUCAAAUUCAAAAUGUUUUCCACAGGUUAUUGGAAGAGAUGAUGUCAAAUUUGUCUGAAUAAAGUUUGGUAAUAUGUAUGCAAUUCAACAGAAAUGUUUUUAGGGUUUAAUCAGACCCCAAUUUAAUCAGAGAUGGGGCUAAAAAAAACUAACUAAAACUAACAUUGUCAAGACUUCCUAAAAUAAUAAUAAACAAAGUAAGCUCUUCA
Messenger RNA from Myxocyprinus asiaticus (Chinese sucker), 1560 nucleotides. Its product is annotated as tubulin-specific chaperone C-like. The record is from RefSeq and is a predicted model, not a curated record. Gene Ontology annotation, molecular function: tubulin binding. NCBI's taxonomy places the organism in Eukaryota, Metazoa, Chordata, Actinopteri, Cypriniformes, Catostomidae. Gene Ontology annotation, biological process: post-chaperonin tubulin folding pathway; tubulin complex assembly. Gene Ontology annotation, cellular component: cytoplasm. The transcript has a single exon. The coding region runs from base 36 to 1085 and encodes 349 amino acids.